Elaeis guineensis (African oil palm) is the source of this 1879-nucleotide messenger RNA. RefSeq names its product inositol-3-phosphate synthase. Gene Ontology annotation, biological process: inositol biosynthetic process; phospholipid biosynthetic process. Gene Ontology annotation, molecular function: inositol-3-phosphate synthase activity. NCBI's taxonomy places the organism in Eukaryota, Viridiplantae, Streptophyta, Magnoliopsida, Arecales, Arecaceae. The record is from RefSeq and is a predicted model, not a curated record.
AGAGAAGAAGAUAGAGGGGAGGGAGUGCGAGAAGAGUAGGAGAAAAAAUAUAUAUAUAUAUUUGGUUGAAAAAGAGGUUAUUAAUCCUUUUUCUCCAUUUUAUUUGUUCAAAAAAGAGAGAGAAUGUUUAUUGAGAGCUUUAAGGUAGAGAGCUCCAACGUCAAGUAUGGGGAACACGAGAUCGAAUCAGUGUAUCACUACAACACCACCGAGCUGGUCCACGAGAACCGUGAUGGGUCCUACCAAUGGGUCGUCAAGCCAAAGACCGUCAAAUACCACUUCAAGACAGACACCCGUAUCCCCAAGCUCGGUGUAAUGCUUGUGGGAUGGGGUGGGAACAAUGGAUCCACCCUCACCGCUGGUGUUAUUGCCAACCGAGAAGGGAUCUCCUGGGCAACCAAGGACAAGGUGCAGCGAGCCAAUUAUUUCGGGUCACUGACCCAGGCCUCCACCAUUCGGGUUGGAUCCUUCAAUGGGGAGGAGAUCUAUGCCCCAUUCAAGAGCUUGCUUCCCAUGGUGAAUCCAGAUGAUAUAGUGUUUGGGGGAUGGGACAUAAGCAACAUGAACCUGGCUGAUGCCAUGGCCAGGGCCAAGGUCCUGGACAUAGACCUCCAGAAGCAGUUAAGGCCCUACAUGGAGUCCAUGGUCCCACUCGCUGGGAUCUAUGAUCCUGAUUUCAUUGCUGCAAACCAGGGUUCAAGGGCCAACAAUGUGAUCAAGGGUACCAAAAAGGAGCAAGUCCAACAAAUCAUCAAAGACAUUAGGGAAUUCAAGGAGAAGAUGAAGGUGGAUAAGGUGGUGGUCCUAUGGACCGCAAACACUGAGAGGUACAGCAAUGUGUUGGUGGGGGUGAAUGAUACGAUGGACAACCUCUUGGCUUCAUUGGAGAAGAACCAGGCUGAGAUAUCUCCGUCGACCUUGUAUGCGAUUGCUUGUGUCCUUGAAAAUGUCCCAUUCAUCAAUGGAAGCCCACAGAAUACCUUCGUGCCGAGUUUGAUUGAUUUGGCUAUCCAGAAGAACAGUCUCAUUGGGGGAGAUGACUUUAAGAGUGGGCAGACUAAGAUGAAAUCUGUCCUGGUAGAUUUUCUUGUAGGGGCUGGAAUUAAGCCAACCUCCAUAGUUAGCUACAACCAUCUGGGGAACAACGAUGGCAUGAAUCUAUCAGCACCACAAACCUUCAGAUCAAAGGAGAUAUCCAAGAGCAGUGUGGUUGAUGACAUGGUUUCAAGCAAUGGCAUUCUGUAUGAGCCCGGGGAGCAUCCUGACCACGUUAUCGUCAUCAAGUAUGUGCCCUACGUUGGGGACAGCAAGAGGGCGAUGGAUGAGUACACCUCGGAGAUCUUCAUGGGUGGGAGGAGCACAAUUGUACUGCAUAACACUUGUGAGGAUUCACUGUUGGCAGCACCUAUCAUACUUGACCUGGUCUUGCUAGCUGAGCUCAGCACCAGGAUUCAGCUCAAAGCUGAGGAAGAGGGAAAGUUUCAUUCCUUCCAUCCGGUGGCUACCAUCUUGAGCUACCUUACUAAAGCUCCAUUGGUCCCUCCAGGCACACCAGUGGUCAAUGCCCUCUCAAAGCAGAGGGCCAUGCUGGAGAACAUCCUCAGAGCUUGCAUUGGGCUGGCCCCUGAGAACAACAUGAUGUUGGAGCACAAGUGAAGCAUCUAAAGAGAAAAGAAAGGAGGUUAAAUAUGAGUGCAUUGACUUGUUCUUAUGCCUCAGGAUGUCAGAGAUUGCUUCCUUGUACUAUUCAGAUUCACCUCUUUCAAGAGGAGUAAUUUUAUAGUAUUAAUUGUUUUGCACAUGACUCUUCUCUGUGAUUUGUAAUCUUAAUUAACGAAGCUGGAACAAUGCCAUAUAUUUAUAUAUUGGUUGGCCCGGA